Messenger RNA from Paramecium octaurelia, 361 nucleotides. Lineage: Eukaryota; Ciliophora; Oligohymenophorea; Peniculida; Parameciidae. The record is from the annotation of a GenBank genome assembly.
UAAAAAAGAAAUAUGUGCAAACAUAUACUCAAUGCCCAAGUUGCCAUAAGAGCUGCCUGUUGCAAGAAGUAAAUUUUCCCCUUAUCAUUAAAUAAGAUGGUUCGAUUGUGCAGAGUGUCAUUAAGAAAUAGAAGACCAUCCGCUUUAAAAAAACAUUGAAAUGAUUUUUGCCUGCAAAAAGUGCAAGAAAGUUUUUCGAAAAGACAUUACAGAUUAUGAUGAAUCUGAUGAGUAUUGUCCACAGUAAAUCCCUAUCACUAUUCUAUCUAGUUGUGAUAACCAUUAUGUUAUCAAAGCAGUCACUCAAGAGUCCAAAGAAAUUUAAAAGUUUGAGAACUUAGUUAAGGAAGUCAAAUAAUGA